Messenger RNA from Telopea speciosissima, 3329 nucleotides. RefSeq names its product pentatricopeptide repeat-containing protein At5g14770, mitochondrial-like. The record is from RefSeq and is a predicted model, not a curated record. NCBI's taxonomy places the organism in Eukaryota, Viridiplantae, Streptophyta, Magnoliopsida, Proteales, Proteaceae. Gene Ontology annotation, molecular function: protein binding. The transcript has a single exon. The coding region runs from base 96 to 3308 and encodes 1070 amino acids.
CUGCCACUAAAAUCGUUGCUUUACCGAUUCAAAACGAAGUUCUAAAUUCUUAACCUUAGAAAGCAAGGUAGUAACCAAUCCUUUUGCUUCGUGGCAUGAGAGCUUUUAAGCGAAUAACGAACUGUGCUUCCUUCAGCCCAUAUGCUCCCCCAAUUUCUCUUCGUCUAUUGUUCCCCUCCUUAAAUUUCUCAUCAGAUCAAACAAACAAUCCUUCAGACUCAAAACCCAAUGAAAAUCUCAUUCUCCAAGUUCCAUUUCCACCUGUUUCAUUGAAUACUGGUUUCAAGAAUGCCCACCAACUCUUACAGAAGAAGAUCUCACCUUCAAAAAUCGAUUUCUAUGCGUCUUUGUUCUGCAUACUAAUAGAGACUUACUUGACCUGCCGUAGAUUUACAGAAGCAUCAGAAGCAUUUGUUUCAAUGAGAAAUAAUGGGCUCAAUCCAGAUUUACACGCAUGGAAUCGACUGCUAUUCAAAUUCAAUAGUUCUGGUUUGAUUUCUCAGGUAUGGGUUGUGUAUUCAGAAAUGCUAUCUUGUGGGGUAUUUCCGAAUGUUUUCACUUACAACUUAUUACUGCACUGUUUAUGCAAAGUGGGUAGGUUCAGGAUGGCUUUAGAUUUGCUUAGAACCGCAGCAGACGUUGACAAUGUUAGCUUUAAUACUGUCAUCUGGGGGCUCUGCAAUGAAGGAAAUGUGGAACAGGCUGUUGGGUUGUUGUCAGAAAUGAUGAAGAAGUGUAUUGAGAUUGAUUCUUCUACUUGUAAUAUCUUGGUCAAGGGGUUUUGCCAAAUUGGUUCAUUAAGCAAUGCAGAAUUGCUGAUGAAUGACUUUCAUAAUGCGUGUAUUGAUCGAGAUAUUGUAUGUUUUAACACAUUGAUUGACGGUUACUGUAAAAAUGGAGACAUUAGUAGAGCUCUCGGGUUGAUGGAGACUAUGAGAAGGGAGGGUAUCUGGCCAGACAUCGUUAGUUAUAACACAUUAAUCAAUGGUUUUUCUGCCACUGGGGAUUUUGUUGAGGCAAAAAAUCUCAUGAAUAAAAUUUUUGGUUGUAGGAAUGUUCGAUUUUUAGAAAAUGAUACUGUUCAUCAGGAUCAUAGAACAACAGAGGAUAAUGAAGUAGAUGGCUCAGGUUUGGAGCCAAACCUUAUUACAUACACCACACUUAUCAGUGGAUACUGUAAGCAGGAAGGGCUUGAAGAAGCACUUACUUUGUAUGAGGAGAUGGUUAAGAGUGGUUUCAUGCCUGAUGUAAUUACUUACAGUUCCAUUCUAUAUGGCCUUUGCAAAAGUGAGAGGCUUGCUGAAGGCAUGGUACUAUUAAGGGAGAUGGAAGAGAUGGGUGUGACUCCUAAUCAGAUCUCUUAUUCUAUUCUAAUUAAUUCCUUCUUUAAAGCUGGGAAUGCUGUUGAAGUUUUCCUCCUGUGGAAAGAAAUGUUGGUUCGGGGAAUUGUCUUUGAUUUGGUAGUGUGUAAUACUUUGAUGGAUGGACUUUUCAAGGUUGGAAAGGUUGAUGAGGCAGAGAAUGUAUUCCAAUUGCUGUUCGAGCUCAAUCUUGCCCCAAAUUAUAUCACCUAUUCUGUGUUGAUUGAUGGACGUUGCAGGGCAGGUGACAUGAAGGGUGCUGAAUCUGCAGUCCAAGAAAUGGAGAAGAAAAACAUGGCUCCAAAUGUUAUUAUAUAUUCGUCUAUUAUUAAUGGCUACUCUAAAAGGGGAAUGCUUGAUGAAGCUGUUGAUGUUUUGACGAAGAUGGUGGAUCGAAAGGUCUUGCCAAAUGUUUUCACUUAUGGUACAUUGAUUGAUGGCCACAUUAGGGUGGGUAGACAGGAAAUGGCAUUAAACCUUUAUAAGGAAAUGACAAGUAGAGGUUUGGAGGCAAACACUUUCAUACUUGAGGCUUUCUUAAAUAGCUUUAGGAAAGAAGGACGCCUGGAGGAAGCAGAGACGUUGUUUAAAGAUAUGAUGCAGAGGGGUGUAUCACCGGACUGUGUUAACUACACUUCACUAAUGGAUGGCUUAUUUAAGGCAGGAAAUGAGUCUGCUGCUCUUAAAAUUGCCCAAGAAAUGACUGAAAAACAUCAAGGGUUUGAUAUCGUGGCGUUCAAUGUCUUCAUCAAUGGUCUCUUAAGGCUUGGCAAAUCUGCAGAAGCACAAUCAAUUUAUACAGGAAUAAGACAGAUGGGCUUAGCUCCUGACCGUGCUACAUUCAACAUCAUGAUCAAUGCAUACUGCAAAGAGGGAAACUUAAAGAAUGCUCUCCAACUCUGGAAUGAAAUGAAGAGUUAUGGGUUAGUGCCCCAUUCAACCACUUGUAACAACCUAUUAAGAGAGUUCUGCAAGGCCGGUGAAAUGCAGACAGCAAUGGAUUUGUUGAAUGAAUUGGUGAUUUCAGGAUUUUCCCCAGACGCAGUUACUCAUAGAUUAUUGCUUAGUGCAUGUUCUAAGAGUAAUAUUGCGUCAGUAUUUCAAAUGCAUGAAUUGCUCAUAGCUGUGGGACUUACACCUAAUCGUACUGUUUAUAACACAUUCCUCACUAUCUUAGGUAAUCUAGGGAUGACAAGGAAAGCUAGUUUUGUACUAUCAGAUAUGAUAUCAAGGGGAAUUGCUGCAGAUACUACUACAUAUAAUGCUCUUAUACAUGGAUAUUGCAAAAGUAGCCAUCUGGAGAGAGCGCUUACUAUGUAUUCUGAAAUGUUGGUUGAGGGAAUUUCUCCAGAUGUGACCACCUACAACACGCUUCUGCAGGGGCUUUCUACUGGUGGUUUGAUGGUAGAGGCUGAUGAACUAGUUGAUGAGAUGAAGAAAAGAGGCUUGGUGCCCGAUGCAUCUACAUAUGACAUUUUGGUUUCAGGCCACGGGAAGAAAGGAAAUAAGAAGAAAUCUAUAAUGCUGUACUGUGAGAUGGUAUCAAAGGGAUUCAUUCCCAAAACUGGUACCUACAAUGUACUUAUUAGUGAUUUUGCAAAGGUGGGGAAGAUGGAUCAAGCUAGAGAGCUUCUGAAUGAGAUGCAAAUCAGGGGGGUAUCACCUAAUUCUUCAACUUAUGAUAUACUAAUCAGUGGAUUCUGCAAACUAGCUGGUCAAGUUGAAUUGUCAAAUCUAAGAGUAUCAUAUCGUGCUGAAGCAAACAUGCUUUUCGAAGUGAUGAACGAGAAAGGGUUUAUUCCACGUAAAAGUACUCUUAUUUUUAUCAGUGAUACCCUUGCAAGAGUGGGGAAGAAGUGGAAGGCUCGGAGGUUAAUGAAAAAACUUUUUAAGAGAAUGAAGAGUAAGAGAACAGGUACUCUUUCCAGUAGAAGUGGGGAUUCAUGAUUGGUUGAAAAGCAAAGAGUU